This is a messenger RNA of Lucilia sericata (common green bottle fly), 3959 nucleotides long. RefSeq names its product WD repeat-containing protein 44-like. Lineage: Eukaryota; Metazoa; Arthropoda; Insecta; Diptera; Calliphoridae. The record is from RefSeq and is a predicted model, not a curated record. Gene Ontology annotation, molecular function: protein binding.
CCUUUCAUUAGUAUGACGUUUAUUUUUACUGUGCAAAAAAGAGUGAUAAAUAGUAUUUCUUGUUUCUUUAAUUUUUAUUUUUCAUAAAAAGAAAUGUUUAAUAUCCUACAAUUAAGUAUAAAACCAAUAAAAACAUUCAUGCUAACAUAAAUAAAUUAAAAUAUAAUUAAAAUAUAUGUGGAAUACAAUAUAAAACAAAUGACGUAAAUACGAAAAAGCAUAAAAAACAACUGGGCAAGAACAAGCAUCCAUUAUAGAAUUACAAAACAAAAACGAAAAAAGUAUAUUUUUUUCAUUUUUUUCUUUUCGCGAAUGUUGUCUGAAAUUAGUUUGUAAUUGAUACUAAAUUAAGAAAUAAUUAUAUGUUGUUUAAAUAGAAAAAGGCAAAAAAAUUAAAAAUGAAUAAACCUGAAACUGAUUCAGAUAGUUCGGAGGAGUUUUUUGAUGCAGAAGAUUCUACUCCCAAUCGAUUGUCAACUUUAAGCCGCAAAUCUUUGGCAAAUGCCUCUCAAAUACCACAAGAGUUUAUUUUUCCCGAACCAGCAGUACGGCUGCAGGCAUCAUCCGACAGUGAUGCCACACCCAUUGGAACAGUUACCCCAGCUACGAGCAGUCCAAGCAGUAGUCUAAGUGCUCGUGGCACUAAAACCGAUGUAUUUGUUGAACCAAAACCAGUGCAGGUCACUAGUAAUACUACUAGAGAUAUUAGAGAUCGUUUUCGAGAAUUACGUCAGGGCAUGCAAAAUGAUGAUGAUGAAAAUCCGGGAAAUACAUUAACACCUGAUUCUCAGAAUAGUUCCACAGAUGGAGUUUAUACUCGCCCAACGCAUCCAUUUAAGGUAGUGGAAAAUGACACAAUGAGUGUUCAAAGUAUAACAUCUUUAGGUCGUGUUGGACGUAUAUUGGCUGGUAGUAUUGAUCCAUCAGCCAUGAGUAUUGAUCGUGAAUAUUUUGCUAAUACAAAUAGUCAACAACAACAAUUGCAACAACAACAACAGCAUCAGCAACAAAUACAACAGCAACUACAGUUACAACAACAACAGCAAUUUUUACAACAGACACAGUCAUCAUCAACAUCGUCACCAGCAGCUGCAGUCGCAGCUGUAUCGGCAAAUGCGUUUGCUAAUAUAAAGUCAUCAAGUGUACCGUCUAGUCUUACCGAAUCGAAUAGCGGUAAAUCUUUACAACAAUCCGCUAUUGGUGUUGGUGGUAUAAGUAAUAUGAAUCAAGUGCCAUUUGAAAAUCAAGUUAUGUUACAAGAACCAGAUGUUAUAGCCAGCACCAAGUUAGCCCAUUCGAAGACAACCGAUUCGAUAACAUCUAGUGGACCGAUUGCACCCCCUCGACGCAAGAAAAAAGACACGAAAAAAGGUUCAACUAGUUCAUCUGAGCAGUUUUAUAUGAAUGAAGGCAUGCGUUUGCCCGCCGCCGACACGGACACAGAUAGUGAUACAAAAUCCGUCAAGAGUGUACGUGAUGUUCAACAGAAACUAAGUGAUGAUUUGGUUAAAGAAAUUGAGAAAAGCUGGAAUGAGACCAGUUCUUUGCAAAAUGCACGUAUGGCACGUUGCAGUCUUGAUGGCGGUGGCAGUAUUACGACUUCGGCGAAUACGGCCUUGUCUCUUGGCGGAUUUAGUAGUAUUAGUGCCUUAGGCGGUAAUGUUUCCUCUGUCUGCUCUUCAGUACACGCUUCUAGCAAUACAAUUGUUUCAGCGUCGGGCACUUCAUUAAGUCAAAUGUCUGCUAGUAAAACACGUCCUGUCACUACGGCUGCUGUGGGCGGUUCGAUAAAUCGCAUGUCACAUUCUUUGGGUAAUAGUUCCACUUCGGUGUACUCCAAACCGAGUCCAUCGAAUUCGGCCAAAAGUAAUUCCGCUCCUGGUCGUGUCAGUUCCAUUGACCCUUCACAAAGUUUAAAUCUUUAUAAAGCCACCCAAGGUGGUUAUGUGGUUAAACCACGCGAUGAAGCAUCUAAUAAAGCUGAAGGACCCUCACAAGAGGAAAUUGAACGUAUUGAGCGUAUAUUAAAUGAAAAUAUUCAAAGACCUAAAUUGGCUGGUACGGGUUCAAAUAGUUUAGGAAGUGCCACCAGAUAUCCAUCUCUAAUAUAUCGCAGUAGCAGUGAUAAGGAACGACGUAAAUCUGCGGGGGAUGAAGAUGUUUUAAAGCAAAUGAAUAUUGAUGUGCGCAUACGUACGAACUCGGGCAAACAGUUGACAGAUUUCGAAAUACUAGAACAAGUGCCGGUUAAAAAUUUAGAAACUGGUGAAACAAUGCCAUUAUCCGAGGUACGGCCACCGCCAGUACCAGAAGGUUGGAACCCCCUGUCACUGCAUAUACUUAAGUUAACAUCACAUUUGGAAGUUAUACAAAAGGAAUCGGACGAUGAAAGUGUUAUUGGUAUACCGCCCAGUAGUGAGGGUCAGCCACAGGAUGAGGAAGAGGGGGAGGCUGAGGACGGCAGUCGUUUGAAAAAGAAAACGGCCAAAAUUAAACGUUUCUUCGGUUCAACUAUGCGCAAGACCGUUGAUAAAGCCAAAUCGCUGGCAUCAGAGGUAUCACAUGCUCGUCACAAAGAAGAUGUGGCUGAUAUAGUUGAUGUUAUGAAUCCAGAACAGAACAUAAAAAUUAAAGCCUCUUCUACCAACAAGGGUCCUUACGAAUUUACCAAGUUGCAGCAUGUACAAGAUUUGUCUGGAGAACAUACCGGGGCUGUUUGGUGUAUGAAAUUUAGUUCAUGUGGCCGUUUAUUAGCCACCGCUGGUCAAGAUAAAGUUUUGCGUAUUUGGGUUCUUAAAGAUGCCUAUCCAUUUUUCCAAGAUAUGCGUACUAAAUAUAAUGCUGAUCAAAAAUCCUCACCAACGCCUUCACAAGAAUCCUUGGUAUCACAGCAUUCUGCCGAGGAGGCUAUAGCUAUGGCAACAGCGGCUGAAAAAUGUACUGGACCUUUUAUGCCGAAAUCCUUUUGCACUUACAUCGGUCACACCUCCGAUUUACUGGAUGUGUCCUGGUCGAAAAACUACUUUAUACUCUCAAGUUCCAUGGAUAAAACAGUACGUUUAUGGCAUAUUUCACGUAAGGAGUGUCUUUGCUGUUUCCAGCAUAUUGACUUUGUAACGGCCAUUGCAUUUCAUCCUCGUGACGAUCGUUACUUCCUCAGCGGCAGUUUAGAUGGUAAACUACGUUUAUGGAAUAUACCCGAUAAAAAGGUGGCCUUAUGGAAUGAAGUCGACGGUCAAACGAAACUAAUAACAGCGGCAAACUUUUGUCAAAACGGUCAAUUUGCUGUAGUGGGUUCCUAUGAUGGUCGUUGUAUUUUCUACAAUACCGAUCAAUUGAAAUAUCAUACUCAGAUACAUGUACGCUCGACACGUGGUAAAAAUCGCAUUGGACGCAAGAUCAGUGGCAUUGAGCCCAUGCCGGGUGAAGAUAAAAUCUUGGUUACAUCUAACGAUAGUCGUGUGCGUUUAUACGAUUUGAGAGAUUUGAAUUUGUCCUGCAAAUAUAAAGGUUAUCUAAAUGCUUCAUCGCAAAUUAAGGCAUCUUUCAGUCAUGAUGGCAAAUAUAUUAUAGCGGGUUCAGAAAAUCAAUGUAUUUAUAUAUGGAACAAUCAUGAUUAUUCAAAAUUAAGUUCGGUACGUCGUGAUAGAAGUGAUUUUUGGGAGGGAAUUAAAGCCCAUAACGCUACAGUUACUUGUGCAAUAUUUGCUCCACAUCCUGAGGCCAUUAUUAAGCCCGAACCUGAUGAAAUUUCACAUGAAAAACAAACAAAUAAUCAACCAGAUCCCUUGGUAGAACAACAUAAAAAAGGUUGCGGUUAUGUCAUGGUCAGUGCCGAUUUUAAUGGAGCCAUAAAAGUGUUUAUCAAUAAAACAAAACCUAAACACAGCAGUCUACCUUAUACUGCAAUAGCCGAUUAAAUUAUAAUUAUAUAAUAAUAAUAAUAUUAAUAAACUAAU